Pygocentrus nattereri (red-bellied piranha) is the source of this 4153-nucleotide messenger RNA. RefSeq lists its product as uncharacterized. The transcript has 6 exons. Gene Ontology annotation, biological process: 3'-UTR-mediated mRNA destabilization; nuclear-transcribed mRNA catabolic process, RNase MRP-dependent. Gene Ontology annotation, molecular function: RNA endonuclease activity; metal ion binding; mRNA binding. The coding region runs from base 198 to 2138 and encodes 646 amino acids. NCBI's taxonomy places the organism in Eukaryota, Metazoa, Chordata, Actinopteri, Characiformes, Serrasalmidae. The record is from RefSeq and is a predicted model, not a curated record. Gene Ontology annotation, cellular component: cytoplasmic ribonucleoprotein granule; nucleus.
GAGUGGCGUGAACGCUGCAGGUAACGUUAGCGGCGUUAACGCCCGCUCUCAGAGGGAGAGACGCUGGAAAGUCCCGGUGGGUGACAAUUUUUACGGAUACGCUUAGAAAGAGACAUUUACUCUCACUAACCCUCUCACUGGACUUGAGGGAAGACUUCCGAAGGUGUGUGUGCAAUGAGAAGGCCUUCAUUAGGGAAAUGAGUACAAGCAUUGGCCCCAUCCCUGCCCUACCCUACGGUUUGGAUGCGUAUGUUUGGCCUGUCUCCUGUAGCACCUCGGGGCAAUCCUCCAUCCACCCAGACACGCAUGCAUGGGGAUCUUUGUCUUCUCUGCCCCAAAUUUCUGUUUCCUGUAGUAGUAGAAUGGACCAGACUAGGCCCAGCCCGACCCCAGAGGAGCCUGAGAACCUGAGCUCUGAGUUCCAGACACAGUUGGACCUGUUCCGGAAAUUGGGCUUCUCCCAAACGCAGGUCAGGGCCGUCCUGCUGAAACUGGGGCUCAACACGGACACAAAUAGGGUUUUGGGAGAGCUGAUACGGGCAGGAGCCGAAACUGAGGAGAGAGAAGAUGCCCACCUUGCCCCGGCGCUCGUUUCACGUGGUGAAGGCAGCAGUAAGAAUGCGUCUUUACCAGUGGAGCAGGAGGAGGCCGCUGAAGAUGACGACGCCCUGAGACCUAUAGUGAUUGACGGCAGCAACGUAGCUAUGAGCCACGGCAACAAGGAAGUUUUCUCCUGCCUCGGAAUUCAGCUGGCUGUGAAGUACUUCCUGGACCGAGGUCACGAGGAUGUUACGGUGUUUGUGCCCUCCUGGAGGCGAGAGCAGCCCAGGCCGGAUGUACCAAUCACAGAUCAGCGCAUUCUUCGGGAGCUGGAGAAGAAAAAGAUUCUCGUUUUCACGCCUUCUAGACGUGUGGCCGGAAAGCGGGUGGUCUGUUACGAUGACCGCUUCAUCGUCAAGUUGGCAUAUGAGUCAGAUGGCAUCAUUGUGUCCAAUGACACCUACCGCGACCUACAGGGGGAGAAGCCUGAGUGGAAACGCUUCAUUGAGGAGAGGCUCCUCAUGUACUCCUUCGUCAACGACAAGUUUAUGCCUCCAGACGAUCCCCUCGGGAGACAUGGCCCUACUCUUGACAACUUUCUCCGCAAGACUCCACGAGCUCCUAAGCGACUGCCCUGCCCUUACGGUAAAAAAUGCACCUAUGGGAUCAAGUGUAAGUUCAGCCACCCAGAGCGAGCCAAACAGUCCCAGCGUUCCUUGGCAGAUGAGUUGCGAGAGAAAGCUAAGAUCCCAACCUCGCCACAAAGAUCGACAUCAGCAGGCCGCGGUACUUCUCUGGAGGAGGUCAUGGAGCAGAAACUCACCCUGGAUCUGAAGGGGCCCCUCAAGAAAGCCCAUACUAGUGAGAAUGUGCCAGUAUUAAAGAGUGGGCCACAGUCCACUCAGAGAAAGUUCCCAUCAAAACGUGAGCGGCCUGGUCACUACUCUCCAACAAGUCUGGACUCUUUCCACACUUCCUCUCAGGAGCUCCUGGAUUCGGGCCUGGGCUCAUACGAGUACACUGAGCUUAACGGCAGCAACUGUGACCACAUGCAUAGGGGAGAAUACAGAAAUGCAAAGUCUCAGCCUGGCAGUAAGCACCGGCCCCUGCCGUCCGUCAGCCAACCGUGCAGCUGCUGCUCCCUUAAGUCCAUGAGCUCCAGUAAUGGCUACCAGCACCACAGCAUGGACAUGGCUACCUCACAAAACCCAGGAGCCAUGCCCUACUGUCAGCCUCGAUAUAACUCCUAUGGAGGAGGCCCCUCUUACCUGCCAAUGAACAUGCCCCAAUACAGCCUCCCCCAUGACUACCACCACAACAGGCUGCCUCCCCACCAACAUAGUUACUGGUCUGAGCCAUAUGGCGGCUACAACCUUUCUUCCCCCAGCCCCAUGCAUGGUGAGAUUGCUCCCUGGGGCAUGGUGCCUCCAAAAACUAGUCAGCCAAUGCCAGAAAGGGAACAGUUGCGAAAGAAACUGCGUGCCAUUUUUAAUGCCCGUCUUGUAGACAGAGCCAUGGACAUGUUCCCGAACUUAAUGGACUCUCAGAAACUGGCUCAGGAGAUACUCAAUCUACAGUCAUAUGAAGGGGUUUUGUGAGUUUCACUGACUGCUUUUUGGUUUUACUUCAGGUCCAGGACCAAGGGGAUGUGGGGGAACGGGUUUUCACACUAGAGGUGUGUAAGUUUAGCCCUAUUUGGAUGGGAUUUACAUAAGUCGGUGGUGUAAUAUAAUUAUUACCAGCAUUUCUCUGUGACUUCAGUCUUGUCUGAAAGCGCCAUAUCAGUAAUUUUUGCUGACUGCGCGCUCCUGCGUCAGGAAAGAUUCUGCUGACUCUACCUUCUGUAAAACGACCCAUAAAAACAACCUUAGGUUUAUGAAUCUGGUGCAAAUCGACAUGUCAGUGAAAACACAAUAAAUCCCUUUCCACAGAAUGUGAUAAAGUUUGGAGACACUGAAAGAAGCAUUUACUCAUGUCCUCUAAUGAAGCCGAAGCCUGCUACGUUUGAAUUUUCCUAUUCCACCUUAACUAGUGCAGCAGUUAAUAUUAUAAUGCCUGAGACAUCAGAAUGUAACUGCUGCACCAUUUAAGGUGGAACGGAAAAAUAUGAAUAAGAAGCUGGCAAAUAGGAGGCCAACUUCAGCCUUGUUCUUCUCGACAGUUAAAAUCAACUCAGAACAUGUAAAAAAAAUACAGGAAAAAAAUGUUUUCUGAAAAAGAUAAAGGUUUCGUGAUGUGAAGUGGUCCAUCUGCUGUGAGUUCAAGCUAAUGACUCACUGCAUUCUCUUCAGACAGCAAGGUAAAUGGUUAGGGUAAACAGAAUAAUGGAUAAAUUAAAUGUGCUAUCUUUUCUACUAUUUUCUGUAGGGAAUUGACUGGCCACUCCCAUCUCUGUCAUUUGUACCAUGAUUUCUUAUUCUGUGUGAAUCGCUCAUAAACAUUACAGACUUCCUGAGGUAAACUGGCAUUACCCCAGCUAACCAUGGAACACUUAUCCCGUCCGAAUAGGGAUACAUAUUUUUGUUCUGCACAUUGGAGCAGUAGUUCACUUCUCAGAUGUUUUGAACAUCCACUGUUUUGUUUUUUUGUUUAGUUAUCAGAUUUUGUGGUCUAUUUGAAUCAAGUACUGAAUACUAUAUAGUUCAUACGGGUUCAUUUGGCUUGCCAAUUGUUCAAGUUUUCUGCUGCCAGCUGCCAACAUUCGCUAUUUGACUGUUUGGUUGUUAUAGACUUAACACGUUGUGUUACUGGUCAAUUUAAUAUUGGUUGCAUUAACCAACUAUUUGUAGCGAUUUAUCUGGAUUUGGUUCUCAGUUCCUGCCGCAUUGUUUUGUCAGCACUUCGGCACAGAACGCCAUACGUUACCAUGGUGUAACAAUGCUUUAUUUUUAAUUUAUUGAUUGAGUUUUAUUUUCAGUCUUUUAUUUUUGACACAUUAAGGUGGCAGUAGGCAUAGCAUUUAUUUCAGGUUUAGAAUUUCACUGAAUUUAUUAAUAAAUUAUCAUCCUUUUUGAGAAAGUAAGCCCUUAAUGUUUAGGUACUUUUAAAUAGGUAAUUCAUUAUUAAUGGCUAAUAUCUUUUAAGUGUCUAAUUAUGGUGGUGUUAUUCAAAUGUGGUCGGUUGGCACUGUGUGCCUUAAACAGCAGUCUCCAUGCAAAACUACCUAAGAGAGGUAGAUAAGUGUACACCCUGUGGGUUCUGGGAAUUUUCCCAUUGCUGCAAAACAGUAAAUAAUCAUAUAAUCACUUUGAGGUGUAAUUAACAUGACACUGGCAGAAAUCCCAGCAGGCACUCUGAAUUUAAUAGCUAAACAAAGAACACAUCUAUGCAAAUCAGGGUUGUCCUGAACAACAGACCAAUAGAAACAGAAGCUGCAUAUAUUUCUCCCCUGUUUAGUAUGUCUUUUAUUAAAGGUUUAGAAAAUAACACCAGAUUGAUGAAUGUUGAUGAAGCAUGUGUGUCAGUGUACACAAAGUCUUUGAGGCGUCACAGCCUCACGUCACAGAGUGUUGUGUUUAGGGAUUAUCUGAUGUCAGUAACUCAAGAUAAGGGCAGAGUUACCUGCUGUUUGUGAAACGUCAUGCAAUAAAAACUAACAAAAAUGUUCCAGUUA